AUGUCCGUCCCCGCCUUCACCGCCGCCCUCACAGCCUCCCAAAACAAGGAGAAGUUCUCCGCCAAGGUGCAACAGCUCGCCGGCGCCAUCGACGCCUCCGCCCUGAGCGCCGCCAUCGAAGCCAUCCUGGCCGGCGGCGACGAUGCCUCCGUCUCCGACGCCGAGCAGAGCAAGGCCCUCACCGCAGGCUUCGAGUAUGCGACUGAGCUCGUCAAGGAGCUGAAGAGCUCGCCUGGGAACGAUGAUAAGCUUAAGCUUUACGCUUUCUUCAAGCGCUCCAAGAACGAGGAGCCUGCUGCGCCGGGCGCGUUUGCGUUUGAGGCCAAGUACAAGUACAACGCGUGGAAGGAGAUCAAGGACAUCAGCCAGCAGCGCGCCGAGGCUCUGUACAUCCAAAAGGUCAACGGUCUCCUCGAGUCGAUCGGCACCAACUAA
Aspergillus mulundensis is the source of this 435-nucleotide messenger RNA. RefSeq lists its product as uncharacterized. The transcript has 3 exons. The coding region runs from base 1 to 435 and encodes 144 amino acids. Gene Ontology annotation, biological process: fatty acid metabolic process. NCBI's taxonomy places the organism in Eukaryota, Fungi, Ascomycota, Eurotiomycetes, Eurotiales, Aspergillaceae. Gene Ontology annotation, molecular function: long-chain fatty acyl-CoA binding. The record is from RefSeq and is a predicted model, not a curated record.